Molecule: messenger RNA, 1426 nt
Organism: Paramisgurnus dabryanus
Lineage: Eukaryota; Metazoa; Chordata; Actinopteri; Cypriniformes; Cobitidae
Source: RefSeq, a predicted model, not a curated record
UCCAGUAUGUGAAACUAGGCUGGCACCACAGUCUCGGCUGAUAAGCUAUUUACUUUAAGUUUGCCCGUGCUCAUUUCUUCUGUAUGUCCGUAGAACAGCACUUGCAAAAAUGCAUCAUCAUCAUAUUGUGACAUGUAUGACCAUGUUUUUGUUUGCUUUGCUUGAAGCAGUGCAUGGACAUUUUGCAUAUGUUCUAUCUCGCUGCCGUGUACUUGGCUCACUAGAAAACGUUGAGUUCAUCUUCUCAGUUAACUACAACAAGGCUGAACUGAUAAGAUUCAACAGCACUGAGAAUAAGGUUGUUGGUUACACUGAAUAUGCAAUGAAAUGGGCAGAUGAUUUUAAUAAACGACAAGAGUGGCUACAUGAGGAGGGAGAAAGAAAUGUGGCAAACUGCAAGAGCUAUGGAGCAAUAUUUCACUAUCUGUCCCAAAAAACAAUAAAACCAGAAGUCAGUAUCCAAUCAGUAAGGCAGGCCAGUGGUAAACAACCAGCCAUGCUGAUAUGCAGUGCUUAUCGAUUUUACCCCAAACACAUUAAAAUAUCCUGGAUGAGAGAUGGUGAGGUGAUAAAAUCAGAUGUGACCUCGACUGAAGAGCUGGCUGAUGGAGACUGGUAUUAUCAGAUCCACUCCCACCUGGAAUAUUUCCCAAAACCUGGAGAGAAGAUCAGCUGUGUAGUGGAGCACGCCAGCUCCAAUAAACCCAUCAUCUACCAAUGGGAUUCCUCUCUGCCUAAGUCUAGUAAAAAAGAGAUCAUUACUGGGGCUGCAGGUCUUGUGUUGGGAAUAAUUAUGACUGUUGGAGGACUCAUCUACUAUUUAAGAAAACGCACAGCACAUGUUAUAGCAGCUGUAGGUCAGGACACCAGAUUCACUCAACCUCUACAAACACUGGUUGACGAUGACCAGUAGAUGGACACUAAGUUACGGUGUUACACCACAGACAUUAAACAUGAUGAAUAAGGUCUCAUAGGUCUUUAAAAAGAAUUAUUCUUGUUUAGAAAAAGAAAUAAUGACAAGGAACUAGUGGAAAACCUUUGGUUGUGUUUAUUUUGCACAUAAGCCGUACAUAAAAGAAAUGUAAACCACUGUGUUUUUGUCCAAUGACAUUUCAGAUAGGACAUAAAUGCUUGAGAUUCGUACAAUAGAGCUCUUUGACUUGUUAGUUAAACAAAUAUAUACCGUAUAUAAAGCCUAUAUAUGAAAUGUUUUGUUUUUGUUUUAUAAGAAUUAAUUAAUUUUAUGAUUAUUUCUCAUCCUUUUACAAUGUUAGGUCAAAAUAUGUACCACAGUCAAUGGGGCAGUACCCUUUCAAAGGUCCCAAUAUGUACCAUUGGGUAUAGAUAUGUAUACAUGUGGUACCACUAUGUAUCUUUGAGAAUUUAAGAUUAUCUUAAAAAUAUCUAUAUUUUUUAAAAGGCAUAA